AUGCAGACCGAGUCCUCGAGCGUCAUCAUUGAAUCGUCACACGUCUCCGACUGUGAGAAGAUGAAGCGGCAAAGGAAAGUUGGGAUCACUUGGACGGAAGAAGAGGACCGAAUGCUCUUAAAAGCUGUUGAAGCGUUGGGGACUAAACAAUGGGUCGAGGUCGCCAAGUUGGUCGGCACUCGUUCAAGAAAACAAUGCAGAGAGCGGUACGUCAAUCACAUCUGCCCAAAUAUCGACAAACGUCCGUUCACCCAUUAUGAGGACAAAAUCAUAUGCAACUCAUUUUAUGUGCUUGGCAAGAAGUGGAGCAAAAUAGCUGAAAGUUUAUCGGGGCGCACGGCAAGGUCUAUUAGAAACAGAUUUAAGACUAUCGGAGCAAAUCAAAAAAUCUCGUGUUUCUAUGCGGCCGACAAAAAUAAUUAUGCUGUCGUCUCAGGGGGGAAACUCUGGUGA
Messenger RNA from Entamoeba invadens IP1, 453 nucleotides. RefSeq names its product trichome differentiation protein GL1, putative. The transcript has a single exon. The record is from RefSeq and is a predicted model, not a curated record. Lineage: Eukaryota; Evosea; Mastigamoebida; Endamoebidae. The coding region runs from base 1 to 453 and encodes 150 amino acids.